CACCGUAUCUAUCCGCAAUAAUGUUAAUCAGCUCUUUUGUUACUCUGUCCCUUUUGGCAAGUCAGGCUUCUCUAGCUCUUGCUAAAGCAAACCUACCGCCUAUCCCAGCCGACAAAAGCACACCAAUUCAUCAACGACUUUCGUUAACGGCUCCACAGACAAUCUCUGUUGCUUGGAAUACGUAUGAGAAACUCGCAAAGCCAUGCGUGCAAUACGGUGAAUCGGAAUCUUCGCUCACUCAAACAGCAUGUUCGACUAGCUCGGUAACAUACAAAACUUCACGAACGUGGGCAAAUUCAGUUCGAAUUGAUGGGUUGAAACCGGCAACAAAAUACUACUACAAAAUCGUUUCUACCAAUUCAACUGCUGACUUUUUCCAAACUGGACGUGAAGCUGGUGACAUGACUCCUUUCACAAUGGUCACCUUGGCUGAUUUGGGUGUUGUUGGACCGGAUGGAUAUACGUUGAACGGGGACGCAUCAAAGCGUGAUACGAUUCCGCAAGUCGAUCCAUCUCUUGAGCAUACUACAAUUUCACAAUUGGCAAAAAGCGUUGCAGACUACGAAUUCAUCAUUCAUCCAGGCGAUUUAGCAUACGCCGAUGAUUGGCAAGAAAAAACCCAUAAUCAAGGUGACGGUCAAAAUGCUUACGAAGCAAUCAUAGAACAAUUCUAUGAUCAACUUGCUCCUGUUUCAGGCCGUAAACCUUAUAUGGUCUCACCUGGAAACCAUGAAGCAGAUUGCAUAGAAGGUGGUUAUAAGCUUGGUGUUUGCCCACAAGGCCAAUACAACUUUACCGAUUUUAUGAACCGAUUCGGAGCAAUUUCACCUGCCGCUUAUCCUUCAUCUUCCCAAAAUGCAGCAGCAAUUGCAAAUGCCAAAAAGGCAAGAUCUUUAGCCGUUCCACCAUUUUGGUUCUCAUUCGAUUAUGGUCAAGUACAUAUUGCCAUGAUUGACACCGAAACUGAUUUCACAAAUAGUCCAGAUGGACCAGGCACAACUUUGGAUGCAGGUAAUUUCGGAUCUGUCGGUCAGCAAAUGGCAUUCUUGGAAGCUGAUUUAGCAAGUGUUGAUCGUAGUGUCACUCCUUGGGUCAUUGUUGCUGGACACAGACCAUGGUACACUGCCGGCAGCGGAGCAUGUAAGCCUUGCCAAGCUGCAUUUGAAAAGACGUUGUACAAGUAUGGCGUUGAUCUAGCAGCAUUUGGUCACGUUCACAACUUACAGAGAUAUGCUCCCGUCUACAACAAUACUGCCGAUGCAGCAGGAUACAAUAAUCCUAAAGCUCCAAUGUACGUUGUUAUUGGUGGGGCAGGAAACAUCGAAGGGCAUUCAAGUAUCACCCCACGUCAAUCUUAUAACGAAUUCGCAUACAAUGAUUCGUUUGGAUAUGGAACGUUGACUUUCCACAAUCGAACCCAUCUCGAAGUCAAAUUUAUCAACUCUGUCAAUGGAAGUGUGCUAGAUCAAUCCAUGUUGUACAAAGAGCACAAGGAUAAUUUUGUCAACCAAUCAUAA
Messenger RNA from Meira miltonrushii, 1517 nucleotides. Its product is annotated as Metallo-dependent phosphatase. Gene Ontology annotation, molecular function: metal ion binding; acid phosphatase activity. The coding region runs from base 21 to 1517 and encodes 498 amino acids. NCBI's taxonomy places the organism in Eukaryota, Fungi, Basidiomycota, Exobasidiomycetes, Exobasidiales, Brachybasidiaceae. The transcript is spliced from 3 exons. The record is from RefSeq and is a predicted model, not a curated record.